CCAGCCCACACGCCCAGCGGCUGCGCGGGGGUGCAGAGUCCGAGCCGGCCGCGCUUCUCCUCCCCCUCCUCCAGCUGGCCGCAAGUGCCAGGUGUGGCGCUCCCGAGGUGCGCGGGCAUCGACGGAACAGGUGACAGUGGUGUGCUCCGUAAGCCUUUUCUCCAACAAUGACCCAGUGCCCAGUUAAGGAAACAUAAUGGGCCCCUGACAUUUAUGGGAUCACAGACCAAGAAAGUCCUGCUAACCCCCCUCAUGCACUCAGCUCGCCCUUUCCGGGUCUCCAACCAUGACAGAAGCAGCCGGCGAGGGAUGAUGGCCAACAGUCUGAAGGAGCUUCUUAGCAAGACCCUGGAUGCCUUAGUUAUCACCAGCGGACUGGUCACUUUGGUGCUGGAGGAAGACGGAACCGUGGUGGAUACGGAAGAGUUCUUUCAGACCUUAGGAGACAACACACAUUUCAUGAUCUUGGAGAAAGGGCAGAGGUGGACACCGGGUGGUAACCACGUCCCAGCCCGCCAGCAGCCAAAGAAAUCGGGAAUAGCAAGAGUCACCUUCGACUUGUACAAGCUGAAUCCCAAGGAUGUCAUUGGCUGCCUCAACGUGAAGGCCACCAUGUAUGAGAUGUAUUCGGUGUCCUACGACAUCCGGUGCACGGGAGUCAAAGCCCUGCUGAGGAGCCUGCUGCGGGUCCUGUCCCACGCCGCCCAGGUGACCGGACAGUUGCUCAUCUACAUCGGCACGUACAUGCUCCAAGUGCUGGGUGACAUGGACGAGCAGAGCCCUCCCCGGUCACACUCCAGACGCGGGUUCACAAGUGGCUAAGGAUGCACGCUGCAGGGGACCCAGCCGGCUCUUGACCCAAGUAUUCGCUCUCAGAUGAUGAAUUUUGAAGAUGCUUCUGUUCUAAACCACGGGCACUUGCACAAGGCCGGUCACUUGUACUGCGGGGUGGCACGCAGGGGAAGGUGGAGGGGUGGAGGCACACGAAAUGGGGGCUGCAGGAGGGGACGCCCUGAGGGGAGGAGAUUCGUAGGGGCCUGGGGGACAGGAAGGACCAAAGGGCAGGCUAGUGUGGUGGCCCCGGAGCCGCACAAACCUGUGUUAGGCCUCUCAGCUCCUCACCUCCUGCAAUAAACCGAUUGAUCGCAAGAGCUACUUUUAA
Messenger RNA from Acinonyx jubatus (cheetah), 1162 nucleotides. RefSeq names its product cell death inducing DFFA like effector a (gene CIDEA). The transcript is spliced from 6 exons. Lineage: Eukaryota; Metazoa; Chordata; Mammalia; Carnivora; Felidae. Gene Ontology annotation, biological process: apoptotic process; lipid storage; regulation of apoptotic process. The coding region runs from base 214 to 822 and encodes 202 amino acids. Gene Ontology annotation, cellular component: lipid droplet. The record is from RefSeq and is a predicted model, not a curated record.